Messenger RNA from Paramecium primaurelia, 1337 nucleotides. The record is from the annotation of a GenBank genome assembly. Lineage: Eukaryota; Ciliophora; Oligohymenophorea; Peniculida; Parameciidae.
AUGGAUCCCAUAGAAAAUAAGUUUAAUAAUCUUAAAACUUUUAAGAUUUAAUUGAAUUUGCAAGACAAGAAACUUAAAUAAGAAUAUUGUAUUAAAUACAAUUUAUAAUAUUAAAGCUAUAUAUAAAAUUAUAGAGUAGUUUAUGUAGAAAAUUAAUAAUAAUAUGAUGAUGCAAUUUAUAAUCAAAAUGUGACAGAAUUUUUUUUAGAGAAUGAUAUUAUAAAUAGUGAAACCUAUUUAGAUAUUUUUAUGAAAAUAUUAUUUGCCAAUAAUUAAUGUUGCAAUUAAAAUGAAUAUCUUUGUGCGAUUUGUUCUAAUUAUGUGUAACCUGAAAAUUAUUGUUAAAUUGUAAAAGAAUGUCUUUUUGAAAUGCUGUAAAAUGAAGAGUUUUAAAAAUUGUAAUUUAUACUGUAAAUUAUAUAGAUGCUAAAAAUUAUUUUAGAAAAAAGUUUAAGAGGUUGAUUCAUUCUUAGAAUAAUUUAUUAAAAUAAAUAAAAAAAAAAAUAAUAAUAUUUCUAUCAUAAAUUAACCAAUUAGCAAAAUCAUAUAAGGUCCCUAAGAAUUAAAAUAUAUCAAUAUUACCAUACCUUCAUUAAAUCAAGAAAUUUCUUUAUUUAUAUAGUAAAACCCAUAUUCAGAUCCACCUACUUAGUAAUUACCACCUUAAUCAAUCAUCAUUCCUUAAUAAGAAAUAAAUUAAACAUAAGAAAUAAAUAAAUCCAUUAAUAAUUUUAAUUAAUCAAGUAAGAUUUAACCAUAAUCUUAAAUAUAAUAAUCAUCUAAAUUGUUUGAUUAAUAAGAAAUUAAAUCUGAAUUAGAUUUUUCAAUUUAUUAUAAGUUAAAAGAAAACCAAAAAUUAGAAUUUUACACUGAUACUUCUGCUAUAAUAUGGAUAUCCAUCAAAAAUAAUGGAAAAAAACGUUGGCCUGAUGAUGUUUAAAUUAUGCAACUUAAAAUAUUAAAAAAAAACUGUAUAUAUGUUUCAUCACUAAAACCUAAUGAAGAAAAAUCUGUAAAACUUUCAUUUCAAACAUCUGAUGUAUUUUAUUUUAUUAACAAUUUAGACUCCUGGGGAGUAAAAUUCAGAAUGGGCUCUAUUUUAUAAGGAUGAUAAUAAAAAAGAAAAAAGGAUUGGAUCUAUCUUCAGUAUUAAAUUUAAAGUUAAGGAUUAAAGUUUUGAAAAAAAGGUUUUAAAAUAUGCAGAUUACAUCAAAGCCAAAAAUAUAUGUAAUUUGAACAAAAAUGAAAUAUAAGAAGAAGUUUUAAAAAUAUUAUAGAUUUAACCAGAUUUAAAUCGCGAAUAAGUAUUAAGUUAAUUUGAAUAGUAAUAUAAAUGA